AUGGCUUCACCCCACUACAACAACAGUGACGAUGAGGAGGCGCCUCCAGCUCCUCCUCUCAACGACGACUUUGUGUCGUUCCCCACCAUCCCCGACCCGGAGCAGGAGUCUAAAGGCACUUUUAAGCGGAUAUUCACCCAAACCAUCCGCAAAGUCACCACCAAUGCCACCCAUUUGGUGCCUACUUAUGGCACCCUGCCCAAGCCAGCGGAUUUCGAGAUGAAGGUCGACCCUAUCGACCUAGAAGGAGACGUCCACGACGGUAAACCGCCGGAACCGAUUAAACUGCCACCGCCACAACCAAUUACGCCAGCCCAGGUGGCGCCACCACAGAUAUCCACCUCACAAACGUUGCAAAUACCUCCUCAUACCAUGGAUAUGCCUCCUCCGACGCCACUUACUACUAAUACUGGGGGAGUGCUGAGUGCCCUGCUCCCCGUGGUCACGACAGCGGCUGCUCCCGGAGUGGAAGUAUCGUCUUCGGUGACCACUACAAACGUACCUUCGACCACUCAGGGAACGCCAAUGGAGGAGAAACUGCUGUUUUUAGAGCCGCCAUCGCGUCCGUCCAUCGGUGCCCCUUCGGUGGGGGCUCCGUCGGUGGGAGCACCACAAUUGGCACCAAUAAUGGCUACCAGUGCCACUACGAAUACCCAGAACACUACCAAUACCCAAAUGGCGCAACCGGCGCCUCGUGUCACCUCAGAUAACCGGCUGCUUCGCCUUCUGCUGUUUCAAUACCCCACCCCCAACCUGAUUAAUCUGGCGAUGCUGACACUUGCUAAUGUCACGGUGCUGCUGUAUCUGAACGACCGCAAAAAGCCUAAGCUUACACGAGACAUCUCGUCGUUGCAGAAUAAAAUUACCCUGAUUUUCAACAACUUGCCUAACGACAUUGAGCUUUCCGACGACGAAGACGAACUGGAAGACGAUGCUCUGGAAGAUACCAAGACAUUUUCCACGUCGAUACAAGAGCAGCGAAGCCAGCUGGCACUGGAUACGGAGGCGGGGAUAAGCGGUGACGAUUUAGGCGAGCAUCACCAUCACCGCCGCCCCCUGCCGGAGCUGAAACCAGGCUCAUCGGAUUUCACUGAUCUGCCGGUACUUCUGAUGAACCUUUACCUGGACCUGACCGCCCGCGAACUGCGGGUCAAAGUGUCUCAUGGCAUCACCCAAACGGUACCGGGCCCCCUGCCGUCAUUGAAACUGUUUUAUGCGCUCAAGAAUAAGGACACCGUCACCAAAAAGCCGCUGAACUUGCUGACGCUUUUGAUUGACAACGCUAAACAUAUCAUUCUGGCCACCGCCGGCACGGCGAAACGGAAGCGUCCACCGAAGCGUGGCCUGCAUAACCCGUUGAAAACCGGGGGGAUCCCUCGCAAAUACUGGAUCAACGAUGCGUUUGUCUCCGACUGUCUCAACUGCUUCAAGCCAUUCACCGCAUUUAGACGCAAACACCAUUGUCGUUUCUGUGGGCAAAUCUUUUGUCUGGAGUGCACGCUGUUCAUUCUGUAUAACCAGCAUCGUGACGAACGCCGUCGCCGUCACGCUAGAGCUGAGGGAGUACUGCUUCCGCCGCCUCUGGCUCACGAGGCCCGUAAGAUGAACCUGGACCGCUUGCGAGUGUGCAAACCGUGUCUUGUCGAUGUCAUUGUUUAUUUAAGUGAUGAUCUGACCGAUGAAGAAGAGGGAGAAGAAGAAGACGAGCAAUUUGAGGAAUCGUCCACUUCCAAAAUUGAGGAUACCGUCGCCGAGGAUGCGAUAAGUGAACACACGGUUGAGGUGCUGGCGCCCACCGUGCUCCGCAGCGCUCCUCCGAAACCAGCACCGCAAAUGGCCAUCCCCGCCACUCGUCGUCGCGGUGAAGCGGUGGAGAUUCCUGUACUGAAACAACUGCUUCCUCGCCAACCGCUGGAGCUGUUUAACCAUCCAAUGACGCUUCUGGAACUGACGCCACUGCAUUUGGCCUUCCGGUCGCCUAUUGCGUCAAAGUGGUACCCGCAAAUCAAUACCAUGUCUUCAUCCGAUUUGGACCGGCCUCGCCUGUACGAUAAUUUGCUGAGUCUCUAUUCGCUGAUGGUGGUGCGUAAGGCUCUGGCGCAGAAAUUGCGGAUGCACCUGGCUCUGGAGGAGCCAGAACACGGCAAUUACGAAGCCAAUGGCGAUGCCGUGACGUUUCUGCUGUCUCCGGGAGCUCAGUCGACUCACCAUCCUCUCAAUACCCCCAAGACCCCCGGCACGGCGCUGAGCCUGGACCUGCUGGGGCUGGAUCUGAGUGAUGCUGAGGACGAACAGGUGAUGCUGGUAUACAAUCUGCUUAUGUUCCCAGGAGGCGGAAGCUCUGCAGCAGUGCCGACAUUACGCGAGUUCCCUUUGGCCGAUACGUUUCCUCGUUACCCCGGGACGUCUCUGGGUAAGCAACUGGCGCCACUGACGCCGCUGGGAGUUGGGGUACCUCCUCCACCGCAACCACCACUGGCACUGAAAUCAAUCCACUUUGAGGAAACACCGACGCUGCUGGUGCGACUGCACGAACGAGCCCACGCUUCUUUGCUUCGGAUGAGGCUGCGGCGGAGACUGCGGUCGCUGCGUAACGUGCUGCUUUUAACCCAGCUGAACUACCGUCUUCCCAGCUUUGAAAUGAAGACGCCAUUGCCACCAGCGAGAAAAGUAUCGGUGUCGCCUCCUCCACGAGUGGUGGUAGUGAACAAUAGCAAGACCAGCCCUAUCACUCCGGGAAGUCCCAAUACCACUAGUCCCAUAUUAUCCAUACCUAAUCUGCCGACUCCAGGUAGACAGCUGAGUCGUGAAUGGCUGCGUCCGCCUCGCGAUGGGUCUCAGGAGUUAGCCGAUGUUGAAGAUAAUAAUGUGUUUGACGAUGCUGACACCGAACUGAUGGCGGCGGUAGACCCCGCUCCUUAUGUUCUGAGCUUGAGUGACUACCAGGAGCUCAUUAAUGCGGUUAUUGUCCAAUGUCUUGAGGACUCCGACGUUCACAAGCACCAUGACGAGUGGGUUCGAGUGAUUAAUGAUACUUUGAGCAACGUUCAUUAUAUCAAGCUUACGGAUACGUUGGAUAUACGCCAAUACGUCAAGAUUAAGAAGUUGCUUGGCGGCAAGAUUGCGCAAACGGCGGUGGUUGAUGGAUUGUUUUUCACCAAGAAUGUAGACCUGAAGAAGAUGGCUCUGCACGUUACCAACCCCAAGAUCGUGUUGCUCAUGUUUCCCGUGGAGUACCUCAAACAUAAGCAGCAGUUUAUUCUGUUGAGAAUGAUGCACUCUCAGCAACAAGUAUACAUCAAUAACCUUGUGCUGCGGCUUAUUCUGAUGAGUCCCGACGUGGUGGUAGUCGGUGAUAGUGUUUGUGGUCUUGCCGAGCAGUUGUUAGAAGAGGCCGGCAUCACGGUGAUUUCCAAUGCCAAACCCCAAGUGGUGGAAAGAAUCUCUCGGUACACUAAAGCCGAUAUUUUCCAGCUGGUAAAUGAUCUUUUCUUCAAGAAGGGUCAAACGGGGACUUGUCAAGAGUUUUCUGUACGUUACAGCUGCUAUAGGGGCGUGGCCAAGUCAUUGGUCUACUUUACUGGUGUAGAUAUCGAUUCAGGCUUUACCGUUGCAUUGCGUGGCGGCGACGAGGACACCUUGACUGGAGCUAAAUAUGCCGCCGAGCUGGUCUUGGCCGGGGUAUUGAAUGAGAAAUUUGAGGUGCUGUUGUUCACCGAUCUGUCUGUCACUCGCAGAGGAAUACUUAAACCAGGGCAGGGCAUCAUUGACCCUGAGUUCAAGCAGCGCUUUGAAGCAGUGAAGCUGGCAAAAGUUGAGGACAUCGGUCUUGAUCCUACGGAGGUGGUCAAGUAUAUUCAAUUAUUCUCCACCAGACUAUUGACGCUUCUGCCUCUGGUCCACUAUGGUCUUCCCGAGCCGCUUGUUCGCGUGGUGGAUGCAUUCUACGACUGGUGGCAAUACCAUAACCGCUACCAAAAAAUCCAACAAUUGAACGAUAACGACGAAGUCGCUAAUGGUCUUGUGUCGGGGUUGUCUUUACCCUCGGCCGACUCGUGUCCUAAUGGUACUACUGAUAUCGUUCACAUCAUCAAGUAUUCGCUGGAGGUUAGACUCCGUCAACUCGGUCUGGAGUUCCAGUUGAGAGCUCGCAACUGGCUGAACCUGUUGAGUUAUUCAACCUACCAGCUUUACCCGAUGUUCCAUCGCCAGAUUCACGUGCUUCAUCUGACGGUACUGAUCAAGCAUGCCACACCGUGUACUGGUCCCAGCUUGUUAGUGAUUGAUUACUACACCGAUAACGACAAGUGUCUUGGUACGUUCCUUGAUGUCAUUUUCCAGGAGAGUCCUCGUGUGUGUCGUGAGUGUGGCGAUCCUAUGCUCAACCACUACAACUCUUACGUUCACGGCCACCAUAAGUUGUUAUUGGUGGUGGAGAAGCUUUCAGUGGCUCCUCAAGUACACAAUCAACGGGUGAUGUGGAGCUACUGUCGGAUAUGUGGUGCUCAAACCCCGGUGGCACCGAUGCACGAUGAAACCUAUUACUUACUGGUGGGUAAGUUUAUGGAGCUCUCCUUCUACGGUAAAGACGUCGAGCUGGCUGAGUGUGGCCACAGCUUUUUCGCUGACUAUACUCGUUGCUUUGGGCUCAAUGAUAUGGUUAUUCGUGCUGAUCUUCUGCCGAUUGAUACUUAUGAAGUUGUCGUUCCGAAGAAGCAAUUGGAAGAUGUGUCUGAAGUUGACUUUAAUUUGAAGGUGGCACUGUAUGGUAAAAUUGAAACCAAACUUACCAAGUUUUUCGAUUCAGUGUUGACGAGAUUGACCAGAGUGAAGUUAGAUACAUUCGAUUCACCUCAACAAGGGUUGGCGGAAGUGCAAAAGAUGAAGGAAAAAGUCCAACAACAACAGAUCCAGUAUCAAGAGAAGCUUAAAGAGAUAUACGAUACCAGUUUGCCAACCAACUAUCUUGCGUUGAAUGAAGUGUUGCGGGAGGUGCAAAAGUUAGCAGUGGACUGGGAUGCUGAGUUUAGCAACUUUGAACACGAAUACUUGCCCCUGGAAAACGAUGUCACGAAAAUCACUCAAUUCCACUUGCGGAAUUUCCUCUUAGAUGCUGAUGAUCAACGACGCUCGCCUCAACCACUGGAACUGAGUUCAAACUUGGGGAGUCAACAUCUUGAUGAUUUGCCGCAAUUGAACCGAGAAAAGACUAAGGAGAUUGGUCUGAUGAUUCCUCACCUGUUAUAUGACCCCGCGACGCUGCUCAAUUUCAAGGACAAACGCACAUUGUGGCAAGAGCGCAUCAACUCUUCCAAGGACGAAGCACCUCCCAUACCUUUACAGUCUUCGAGUUCUUUGCUGCGUAAACAGCUGGAAAACCUGUUAGGUGGUACGACGGCGCCUCCCACGGGACCCAAAGUAUCGCAAUUGGCUCUGUUCUUUGAUAAGAUGAACAUCGACCAGAUUCUGAUGGAAUUCAAAAAGCAACGUGAGCGGGAACUUCGCCGUCGUGCUGACCGGUUUACGUUAGCUCAACCAGUGCUGCUGCUGAUGCCUAUCGUGGAAGUUUACGAUAAUAUUGACGAUGCGGUGGAGAAGAAAGGUGAUGUACGAAAAGAGGAUAAACUUGAAGACCACCAAAAUGAUCACAGAGAGGACCCACUGAAAGAUUCCAACCGCAAACGGGGACAAGAUAAGGAUGCUGUGAAACCUGCAAGGGAGCAAGAGACAAAGGACAUUAAGGAGAAAGAUGGUGAUACGUUGACGAUCAAAGAGGCGCCCUCGCAAACCCGAAACGUCGAACUGCUUUUUAAACAACUUACCACGUUUUGGGCUGAUCGUACGGCUACUCUUUGGGACCCGCUUGCUUAUCCGUUGGAUACUCAUGAACACACGUUUGAGGACUCUGACGUCAUUGUUCGUGAAGAUGAGCCGUCGCUGCUUGUGGCAUUUUGCUUGCUGACCGCCAACUACCGUGACAAAAUCGCCAAGAUCAGUGAAGACCCAUCCGGUACCGGAUUUGAUUUGGAGAAGACGGAGCUGAACUUGAAGAAGAUGGCCAAUUUCGAUAAGUUAGCCCGCAAAUUUAAGCAACACGGUCGCGAUCCGGGCGGGAAAAAUGCGCCGAUGGAAGAGCGUAUCAUGUGUCAGCCAAAGCUGAACCACUUGAAGUAUAAGCUUGAGGAUGGCAACACUACGUUCUCGUGCAAGAUCUUCUAUGCCCAACAAUUUGAGGCGUUCCGGUCGGCGAUAUUAGGAUCAUCGGAGCUGUUUAUCCAGCUGUUACUGAGAUGUGUCAAAUGGAAUUCCAAAGGAGGGAAACUGAAACUGCUGUUUUUGAAAACGUUAGACGAUCGCUAUAUCGUCAAGGAACUCUCCAAAACUGAGCUUGAGCUGUUUGUGCUGAUUGCCCCGUUCUAUUUCAAGUACUCGCUGCAGACGGUGUUUAACAACUUGACGCUGGCUUUGGCAAAGAUCUUUGGCUUCUACCAGAUUGAGAUUGUCAACAAAAAGGGCACUUUCCGCAUGGACUUCCUCAUUAUGGAGAACUUAUUCCACAACCAUCACACCACCCGCAUCUUUGACUUAAAGGGUCUGAUGCGGAACCGGCAUGUUCAACAAACGGGCAAAGCCGACGAGGUGUUGUUGGAUGAAAACAUGAUUGAGUACAUCUACGAAAGUCCCGUGUUUGUCGCUGAACAACUGAAAAAAUUGAUGCGGGGUUCGCUUUUUAACGAUACCCUGUUUCUUCUGGCGAUGGACGUCAUGGACUACUCGUUGGUGGUAGGCAUAGAUGACCCGCUGAAGAAGUUGUACAUCGGCAUUAUCGACUGGCUACGGGCGUUUACUUGGGACAAAAAGGUCGAGAAUUGGGUCAAGGGCAACCUUGGUGGCACUAAUAAGAAGGGGAAGGACCCCACCAUCAUUACCCCGAAACAGUAUAAGACCCGGUUCCGGGAAGCGAUGGAGCGGUACAUUUUGGAAGUCCCCGAUAUCUGGUACGAAGGCCGGCGCCAAUAG
This is a messenger RNA of Diutina rugosa, 7020 nucleotides long. RefSeq names its product 1-phosphatidylinositol-3-phosphate 5-kinase (gene FAB1). Bases 1 to 7020 code for a protein of 2339 amino acids. The record is from RefSeq and is a predicted model, not a curated record. NCBI's taxonomy places the organism in Eukaryota, Fungi, Ascomycota, Pichiomycetes, Serinales, Debaryomycetaceae. Gene Ontology annotation, cellular component: endosome membrane; fungal-type vacuole membrane. The transcript has a single exon. Gene Ontology annotation, biological process: phosphatidylinositol phosphate biosynthetic process. Gene Ontology annotation, molecular function: metal ion binding; ATP binding; 1-phosphatidylinositol-3-phosphate 5-kinase activity.